Molecule: messenger RNA, 1986 nt
Organism: Puccinia graminis f. sp. tritici CRL 75-36-700-3
Lineage: Eukaryota; Fungi; Basidiomycota; Pucciniomycetes; Pucciniales; Pucciniaceae
Exons: 5
Coding region: 1-1986 (661 amino acids)
Source: RefSeq, a predicted model, not a curated record
AUGAGGAUGAUAUCCAGUCAAUCGAACAGUGAUCACUCAGCGAUCAAUGAACACAGUCUCCACUCGAUCCACGAGCAUAGCCCGCUCCUCCCCAGCCAUGAGACUGAUGACCACGAGGUCUAUAGUCGUCGAACCAACCGCACCGAAAAGAUAAAGAGCUAUAUUCAAAAAGCCACCAUAUCGCUACAAUCGGCCGUUCAACACAUUUUGCCUAGAAAUAGGCUGCCGGAGUGGCUUCAGACAACCAGACCCCUUCACGAUUCCACUCCCAGUCGUCCAUCGAUAAUAGGCCAGGUCUUCUUUCUCGGUGUUUGGUUUCUCAUCAAUCUCACUCUCACUCGACAGUCUUGGUUUCUUUCGAGUCUCAGCGAACCCAGCCAGUUCCCACAGCCAACGCAACCAGAAUGGUUACAUUGUGUCGGAUCUUUUUGGCUCAAGGACGACGGAUGUGGCCUCAACGGUGCAGAUUGUAUGAUCUAUCGUAACGUGAGUAUGGCCUUCAGAUGUCCAUCUCAUUGCGGGACAAGCACCGGCUUGUUGAACCCGCGAGUGGUCGGUGGCGAGGUAGCCAAUUACCGGCCACUCGUGGUUGGAGGGGGUGGACAAGGAACAAGAAGAUAUCGCCCGGACUCCUUCAUUUGUCAAUCGGCCGUCCAUGCUGGCAUCGUUUCUGCGCGUUGGGGUGGCUGUGGGGUCUUGAAGAUGCUGGACGGAACCGAUGGAUUCGAAGGAUCGCGGGCUAAUGGGAUCCGCUCCAUCGGCUUCCCCGCUCCCUUCCCAACGAGCUUCACCUUCCUGGACAAUGUCCAUAGUAGCGGAUGUACCGACCUAUGGCCCAUCAUCAUCUUGUUUAACGUUUUCUUCAGCGCCAUCUUCACUCUUCUUCUCGGCCCCUCUCCCCAGAUGUUCUUCUGGGUGCUGAGCUUUGUCGGCUAUUGGAUCGUCAUCGUGGCCUCUGAACCAAGCAGUUUACCGCCAUCAUGGUCAAAAGCCAGCGGCAAUUUCUUGCCCUUCCUCUUUGUCUGCUAUUGGCUAUGGGACGUCUCCUGGAGCAACACGCUUGAGACUAUCAGUAGUCUGGAUAGGGUGUGGGUGUACCUGGGGCCGUGGUGGUUUGGAGUACUCAUGAACUUGACAGUCGGUUGGGUACCCUUAGACAGGUUAACAACCCAUGACCUUCAACAGCGGUCUGGCGCACUUCUGGCUCUAGCCGUCUUACUCACCAUCACAGGUGUGCUUGUCUACUAUCAAGCUGUGUGUUUGCGGAAAGAAAACCGGCUCGAAAAAUUGCGACUUCCGUACGCGUUUCUGGCGAUUGUACUACUCUUACUUUCAUUCGUACCUCAACAUUCACUCAGGAUUCAUCACUAUCUAAUCGGGAUUUUCUUGAGCCCAUUAGCGUCAGCCAAGACGAAUUUAUCCGGAGUCAUCCAAGGCUUUCUUCUCGGGAUGAUCCAGAAUGGAGUGGCACGAUGGUCGUUUGGCUCGAUCCUAGAACGCACCUCGGAGGUGAUCGGGGACGGAUAUCAGUCUGGCGACUUGAUGCCUGAGUUCGAUCUAAGAAAUAGCGGCCUGAUCAAUAACUCUCAAGACCUGAAGGUUUCGUGGAAGGUCCAUGGCUCUAGCACUACUAAUCAUACUGCAACAUUGGUUGGAGUUAUGGCCAACGAUAUCUUAAGAUUCAUCAUCCCUCAUCCCAACCACUCGCUCAUCAUUGAUAAUUUCUUGGAAAAUCUUACCUCUAUUGCUACUACCUCCUCUUCCACCAUGAUCAGUGCUAUGAAUCAAGUCUUCUUCAGACUCGCGUUUUUUGAGGAUAAGUUCAACUCGAGUCAUCGGAUCGGUGAAUAUACCGGGCCGGUCACUUUUUUUGUUAAUAAUCAAACUUGGCUGGGUCCGACUCCACUUAUUUACAUCGAAAGUGCCUCAUGGGAAACACCAUCAAUCUUGGAAACGGGGGCGAAGGUCGUGAUCUACAUAAACUGA